AUGUCUGCUGAGAACAUUGACAACCCCAUCUCCUACGAGAUCCUGGAGGACCUCGAGGAUGAUUUCGAGGAGGUUGAGCUUGAGCUCCUCCGCCAACAAGCCAAGCUCACCAAGGACCUGUACGCCAAGCGUGCCAAGGUCGUCUCUGAGAUCCCCAACUUCUGGCCCCUCGUCUUCGAGCAGGCCCCCCCGGAUAUCGACGAGUACGUCCAGCCCACCGACUCAGCCGUCCUCCUGAGCUCCCUGGUCAACCUGUCCGUGGAGCGCUUUGAGCUGCCCAACGGCGACCCUCGCAGCAUCUCCAUCAAGUUCGAGUUCAGCGAGAACGAGUACUUUGAGAACAAGGUCCUCGAGAAGAAGUUCUGGUGGCGCCGCAACAAGGAUGGCUGGGCGGGCCUCGUCAGCGAGCCUGUCAAGAUCAACUGGAAGGCCGACAAGGACCUGACCAGCGGCAUGCUGGACCUCGUCUACCAGGUCUGGGAGGACGACAAGGCCGGCAAGGGUGACGACACCGAGGCCAAGAAGAAGCUCAAGAGCCAGAUGGAGAGCACCGGCCUCGACGGCGUCAGCUUCUUCGCCUGGUUUGGCUUCCGCGGCCUGAGCAUCUCCGAGGAGGAGAACCAGGCUGCCCUCAAGGAGGAGCAGGAGAAGCGCAAGGCCCGCAAGGAGGGCAAGGAGGUCGAGGAGGAGCCCGAAGAGGAGGACGAGGAUGAUGAUGAUGACGAGUACGAGAUGGAGAUCUUCCCCACCGCUGACGACCUUGCCGUCUGCAUCGCCGAGGAUCUCUGGCCCGGCGCCAUCAAGUACUUCUUGGCGGCCCAAGAGCAGGAUGCUCUGAGCGACAUCAACUUUGAGUCUGACGAGGAGAUGGAUGAUGAGGAGGAGGAUGCCCAGCCCUCCAAGAAGCGAAAGGCUUAA
This is a messenger RNA of Trichoderma breve, 918 nucleotides long. RefSeq names its product nucleosome assembly protein (NAP) domain-containing protein. Gene Ontology annotation, cellular component: chromatin; nucleus. The record is from RefSeq and is a predicted model, not a curated record. The transcript has 3 exons. Gene Ontology annotation, biological process: nucleosome assembly. NCBI's taxonomy places the organism in Eukaryota, Fungi, Ascomycota, Sordariomycetes, Hypocreales, Hypocreaceae. Gene Ontology annotation, molecular function: chromatin binding; histone binding. Bases 1 to 918 code for a protein of 305 amino acids.